UCCUUGCCAGUGCUGCCAUUUCACACGUCCCUGAUCCCCACGGGCGCUUCUGUGAGCUAUGUCUCAGGGAUCAGUGACAUUCAGAGAUGUGGCCAUAGACUUCUCCCAGGAGGAGUGGAAAUGGCUUCAGCCUGCUCAAAGAGAUUUGUACAGAUGUGUAAUGUUGGAGAACUAUGGUCAUUUGGUCUCACUGGGUCUUUCUGUUUCUAAGCCAGAUGUGGUUUCCUUAUUGGAGCAAGGGAAAGAGCCCUGGCUGGGUAAAGGGGAUGUGAGAGGAGAUCUAUUUUCAGUUUCAAAUUGUGAAAUCAAAGAUUUUUCUUCAAAAAAUGUCAUUUAUGAUGGCUCAUCCCAAUAUUUCAUAAUGGGAAGAAUUCUAAGCCAAGGUCCUGUGUAUUCCAGUUUUAAAGGAGGCUGGAAAUGUGAAGAUGAUACUGAGAUGCUGCAAGGAGAUCAGCGAUGUAUCAGACAAGUUACAGUCUCUCAUCAAGAAGUCUUGGCUCAACAUAUGAGUAUCAAUACUGUGGAAAGGCCCUAUGUGUGUCAUGAAUGUGGAAAAACUUUCAGUCGGCGCUUUUCCCUUGUGUUACAUCAGAGGACUCAUACAGGCGAGAAACCAUAUGCAUGUAAGGAAUGUGGCAAAACCUUUAGCCAGAUCUCAAACCUUGUGAAACAUCAGAUGAUACAUACUGGAAAGAAGCCCCAUGAGUGUAAGGACUGUAAUAAAACAUUCAGUUACCUUUCAUUCCUCGUUGAACACCAGAGAACACACACUGGGGAGAAACCUUAUGAAUGUACUGAAUGUGGAAAGGCCUUUAGCCGUGCCUCAAACCUCACUCGACAUCAGAGAAUUCACAUAGGAAAGAAGCAAUAUAUAUGUAGGAAAUGUGGGAAAGCAUUUAGCAGUGGCUCAGAACUUAUUCGCCAUCAGAUUACACAUACUGGCGAGAAACCAUAUGAAUGCAUUGAAUGUGGGAAGGCAUUUCGCCGAUUCUCACACCUCACUCGACAUCAAAGCAUCCAUACAACCAAAACCCCAUAUGAAUGUGACGAAUGUAGGAAAGCUUUCCGUUGCCACUCAUUUCUUACUAAACAUCAGAGAAUUCAUGCCGGAGAAAAGCUCUAUGAAUGUGAUGAAUGUGGUAAAGUUUUCACAUGGCAUGCAUCCCUUAUUCAACAUAUGAAAAUUCAUACUGGAGAGAAACCCUACUCGUGUGCUGAAUGUGACAAAGCCUUUAGUCGGAGCUUUUCCCUGAUUCUUCAUCAGAGAACACAUACUGGGGAGAAACCCUAUGUAUGUAAGGUAUGCAACAAAUCCUUCAGCUGGAGUUCAAACCUUGCAAAACAUCAGAGAAUACACACUGUAGAGAACCCCUAUGAAUAUGAAAAUUCAUUUAGUUACCACUCAUUCUUUACUGAACACCAGUGAAUUCACAUUGUGAAGGAAAACUGAGAAGGUGCAGAAUGUUAAAAAAAAAAGCCUUACUUUCACUUUAGAGAACUCUUGUAAAGAAGCCUUAUAUGAAUGUCAUGAACGUGAAGUAAUGUGGUCCAUACUUUAUUCAACAUCCUGAAGAAAAACUUCAGGAAAUAUGUGGGAAAGCCAUUAGUAGCCAUUCAUUCUUUUUGUAGUGACAAGAUAAAAUCAAUAUUGAGAGUAUUCUUCAUCUGCUAAUAUUGAGCAGACUCUUCAUUUGGUUGAAUUCUCUCACUAUAAUUUGUAAAUUCCUACCAGGAAAGAGUACAUACCCAGAAAUUAGCCCUCUUUCUGCAUUUGUCAACCAGGAUAGAAUGCAUGGAUAAGGAAUGAGCUUUACAAAGAUGUACUUUGGACAUUAGAAAACUCAUGCUUAAGCAAAGUGAGACAGACAGUGAUUUGGAAUGCCUUCAUUUACAAUGCAAUAUUUUUUCCAUUUUAUUAUUUUAUUAUUUUUAUUUUUUGAGCCAGA
Carlito syrichta (Philippine tarsier) is the source of this 1946-nucleotide messenger RNA. It is a transcript of the gene ZNF140, whose product is annotated as zinc finger protein 140. Bases 59 to 1426 code for a protein of 455 amino acids. The record is from RefSeq and is a predicted model, not a curated record. Gene Ontology annotation, biological process: negative regulation of transcription by RNA polymerase II. The transcript has 4 exons. Lineage: Eukaryota; Metazoa; Chordata; Mammalia; Primates; Tarsiidae. Gene Ontology annotation, molecular function: RNA polymerase II cis-regulatory region sequence-specific DNA binding; DNA-binding transcription repressor activity, RNA polymerase II-specific.